This is a messenger RNA of Alexandromys fortis (reed vole), 1401 nucleotides long. It is a transcript of the gene Bok, whose product is annotated as BCL2 family apoptosis regulator BOK. Gene Ontology annotation, molecular function: protein homodimerization activity; protein heterodimerization activity. Bases 173 to 814 code for a protein of 213 amino acids. Gene Ontology annotation, cellular component: mitochondrial outer membrane. Gene Ontology annotation, biological process: intrinsic apoptotic signaling pathway in response to DNA damage; regulation of apoptotic process; extrinsic apoptotic signaling pathway in absence of ligand. Lineage: Eukaryota; Metazoa; Chordata; Mammalia; Rodentia; Cricetidae. The record is from RefSeq and is a predicted model, not a curated record. The transcript has 5 exons.
CGGCCCGGGCGUGGACGGGGCGGGCGCUGGGGCGGGGCGCGCUCGCGGGUUUGAAUGGAAUGGUCUAGACCCGCGGAGACAGCGGCGAGCGGGUCCUGAAACCAGAACUCCAUUGCCGCCCCGCGCGCCAAGCGGCCAGAGAGGUGUGGUUCCUCUCGCCUGCACUUCGGCCAUGGAGGUGCUGCGGCGCUCUUCUGUCUUCGCUGCGGAGAUCAUGGACGCUUUUGAUCGCUCGCCCACAGACAAGGAGCUGGUGGCCCAGGCCAAGGCACUAGGCCGGGAGUACGUGCACGCGCGGCUUUUGCGCGCCGGCCUCUCCUGGAGCGCACCGGAGCGUGCUUCUCCUGCCCCUGGAGGACGCCUAGCGGAGGUGUGCACCGUGCUGCUGCGCUUGGGGGAUGAGCUGGAGCAGAUUCGCCCCAGUGUGUACCGAAACGUGGCCCGGCAGCUGCACAUCUCUCUACAGUCUGAGCCUGUGGUGACGGACGCCUUCCUUGCUGUGGCAGGCCACAUCUUCUCAGCAGGCAUCACAUGGGGCAAGGUAGUGUCCCUGUACUCGGUGGCUGCAGGGCUGGCAGUGGACUGUGUCCGGCAGGCUCAGCCUGCCAUGGUUCAUGCCCUGGUUGACUGCCUGGGGGAGUUUGUUCGCAAGACCCUGGCGACCUGGCUUCGGAGGCGUGGUGGAUGGACUGAUGUCCUCAAGUGUGUGGUCAGCACAGACCCUGGCUUCCAUUCCCACUGGCUCGUGGCCACGCUCUGCAGUUUUGGCCGCUUCCUGAAGGCUGCAUUCUUCCUGUUGCUGCCAGAGAGAUGAGCUACCCACCAGGGCAGGGGCCACUCCUAGAGCCCCUGGGCCCAAUGCACGGGGCCCGCAGCACCUGCAAAGCACCUUCCUCUCUCAGAUUGGGAGCAUCCGGCCCCCGGGGCCUGUCCCAAACCCCAUUCCUUGUGGACCCCGGUCUCUGGGAGGGCUGAGUGGAGGAGGCCAUCCCAGAGUCUGGAGCUGGCUUCAGUGUCUUCUGUAGCUCUUCUCUUGGGUCAGUACCCAGCCCCGGAGAAAGGAACUGGGGGACACUCACUUGAUGCUCAGGGCCUCACCCCAGGGAGGGAUCUUCCCAGGACACGAGCUGGCCUCGGUCCUUGUGGGAAGCAGGUCCUGUCCAUCUGAUCUGAAGGUGACUCUGGCUAAUGCAGGAGCCAGGGAUGCUUUCUGUCCCUGAAGGCAGAGCAGAAGGCUCCUGUGUGGCUGCUUAGGCUAUUUCUAGAUGAAGAAGGUGUCCCUAACCCACAAUGGGUCCUUCGUGGCAGAGACCAGGGUGUAGGUAGUUCGUUCGUCUGCAGAGAUCCUGUGGAUGAAGUGGUCUGCUUAAGCUGGACCCCAAUAAAGUUUUACCCAGUGGA